GUACUCUUUCGAACGCCCAACCUAUUUUAUUUCACUUCCCAGAGAACUGCCGAAAGUGGAGAACGAAACUGGAAAUAAUAUCCUUCGAUCAGCGUUACGCUCGUUCACUUGACGUAGUAUGUGACAAGACUUUGGGCCGAUCCGAGCAAGCAAAAUAAUCCGAGUGUGCUACGGCGUUACCACUUCCGUUUGCUUUCAGAGGGCGUUGGCAAAAUAUUUUCUGCUUGUAAAGUUCACAAUGACGACGGCAGAUCAACAGCUCGACUCCGCCCUUGAUCUCAUGAGGAGGUUACCGCCUCAGAAGAUAGAGAAGAACCUGAGCGACUUAAUAGACCUGGUGCCUGGGCUUUGUGAAGAGCUCCUGUCCUCCGUUGACCAGCCACUGAAGAUAGCCACUGACAAAAAGUGCGGCAAGGACUAUCUGCUCUGCGACUACAACAGGGAUGGUGACUCCUACAGGUCCCCGUGGAGCAACAACUACGAACCCCCGCUGGAGGACGGCGCCCUGCCCUCGGAGCGGCUCCGCAAGCUGGAAGUGGACGCCAACAAUGCCUUUGACCAGUACCGGGAGAUGUACUUUGAGGGUGGCGUCUCGUCCGUCUACCUUUGGGACCUAGACCACGGCUUUGCGGGCGUGGUACUAAUCAAAAAGGGCGGCGACGGCUCCAAGAAGAUUAUGGGCAGUUGGGACUCCAUCCACGUCGUGGAAGUCCAGGAGAAAUCAAGUGGCCGGAAUGCGCACUACAAGCUGACGUCAACGGCUAUGCUUUGGCUGCAGACGAAAAAACCUGGUUCAGGAACCAUGAACCUUGGUGGCAGUCUCACAAGACAGAUGGAGCAAGACAGUCCAGUCAGUGAAGCAGUUCCUCACAUUGCCAACAUUGGAAAGAUGGUUGAGGACAUGGAGAACAAGAUCAGGACGACGCUGAACGAGAUCUACUUUGGCAAAACGAAGGACAUCGUCAACGGCCUGCGCUCCCUGCAGCCGCUGCAGGACCGGAAGCAACAGGACGCCCUCAGGAACGACCUUGCCCAGGCACUACGGAACCGUCAGGCCAAGCAGGACAGCUAAUGACUGCAGGCAACGCACAAUGACACUCGCCUGCAAGACGUUGCCGCGGCUGUCACUUGCGCCGAAAAGAGAGAGUCCAGCUGCCACGGCCGCCACAUCAUCGACGAAAGGCGCGUGCACACCCGGCAGCGGUGUAUUUUUUCCCCGCACCCCGCGGUGUCGGCAGUCAUCACACAGACAAUGUUUUUCACCUGCACCCAUGAAUUACAUGCAUCAACAAAUAGGGGGGAAAGGAGAGAGCGAGAGGGACAAGACUGUGACACUUUGGAGGUGGGAGGGGAGAGAGAGGUCGUGUGAGGGGACAGCGUCAUGUGGCACGAGCAGAUCGCGGCGAUGCACUGCCUUGUUUCUCCUGCUCGGGUGGUAUUACGAGGAUGCCGUUGUUUGUGAGACUCGGCCGAGCGAGCAAAACCACAUGCGCACACACACUAGACAAGGCUAGAAAAUUUUUUUUUUUAUCCUCGUUUCGGCUUUGGUGUACUGCCACUGUAUCUCUCCCUUGCCCCUCAUGAAUCUACGAUACAAGACUAAUCUAUGAUGAGCCCAUUUGUAGGGCUGUCACGUAAAACAGCGUAAUACGAAACUGACUCGCAUGGAGAAAUGUUUCAAAUGUGCUGCAGCACUUUCUUUACAAUGUUAUCUUUUUUUUGUUCUUUCAGAAUAAGUUUUAACGAAACUGUCGUCGCUACUUUUUUUCGAACGCAGUUUUGCGAAUGGUCCAGUUUACAUUUUAAAAAGGGCAUGUCUCCUUUUUCGUUGACUUUUUCGGUACAUUUUGAUUCACUGGAGGAGGGAUUAGCUUUAGGAUGUAGUCGAAAGGCCAUUCUCUGCUGUAGCUGUUGACUUAUUGUCGCUAGAGCACAUUUGUUUACCAAUGGAUGCUUAUUUUGAGUGUGUUUCUUUUCUUUAAUAUCGGUAACACACACACACGCACUCAGUGAUGUCUGUUUUCUAGUUACUAGUAGUAUUACGUCGGGCAUGGAAGGAGCGAUGGUUAAUUAAAAAGUUGUUGAACACUGAAGUUGCGGGCGCCAUCGAAUGCAAGUGCCACUACAUGCAAACACCUUAGACUGCACUUAACCGCAACACUUUGUUACUAGGUCCAGUUUAUUGUAGUCAAGCUCCUCGUUUGCCCCCCUCGUCGAACUCCUGCGGCCAGCGCAAUCAAUCCUCUUCCGCAGCCUUACGUUUAUGACCUGAGCACUUACGUAAUUUAUUGUUGAUUGCCUAUGCGGAACCUGCUAUGCUAUCUUUUUUUUCCUGCCAUUUGUAGUCAUCUCUCGAGGCACUCGGUAGUAUGAAAUGCGCGCGUUGUUGGAAGUUUGGUCACCAGGGGUUGCGCGAGCGGAUGUGUUUUGCGGGGGACCUUCCCCCCAUCCCCUAUUACUUCUUUUUGACGCAAAUCGUGAUUCUGCCACAAGGCACGCAGCGAUGCUUUUGUGUUUUGUUAAUGGACUACUUGUUGAGCCUAACACUUUUUUGGUGGCUGGUGUAUAAGUGGUCUUCUUCCUGUUCUUGCGCUGCUAAGCAAAAAUGGAAUAGGAGAUGUGUACAUUAAAAGAAGCGGAAAGGUGCAUAUUAAGAAGAAAAAAAAAUCACAGAUGUUACAAUAAAAGGCUUAUAUUCAUAUAAAA
Molecule: messenger RNA, 2706 nt
Organism: Rhipicephalus microplus (southern cattle tick)
Lineage: Eukaryota; Metazoa; Arthropoda; Arachnida; Ixodida; Ixodidae
Gene: cpb
Product: F-actin-capping protein subunit beta
Biological process (GO): negative regulation of filopodium assembly; cell morphogenesis; barbed-end actin filament capping
Cellular component (GO): F-actin capping protein complex; cytoplasm
Molecular function (GO): actin filament binding
Source: RefSeq, a predicted model, not a curated record